This is a messenger RNA of Fusarium oxysporum Fo47, 2454 nucleotides long. Its product is annotated as SWI/SNF chromatin-remodeling complex subunit SNF5. Gene Ontology annotation, molecular function: transcription coregulator activity; zinc ion binding. NCBI's taxonomy places the organism in Eukaryota, Fungi, Ascomycota, Sordariomycetes, Hypocreales, Nectriaceae. Gene Ontology annotation, cellular component: nucleus; nuclear chromosome; RSC-type complex. The coding region runs from base 225 to 1967 and encodes 580 amino acids. The transcript has 2 exons. Gene Ontology annotation, biological process: chromatin remodeling; regulation of transcription by RNA polymerase II. The record is from RefSeq and is a predicted model, not a curated record.
CAUCAAGCAUUGAACGUUGAAGCCAUCACGACAGACAGAAAACUCCACAUAUCUCGACAUCUUUAGUCCACAUCGAUAGUGCUAUCAUCAUCGGGUAAAUUUUGGCAUCUGAAUCACUUGUAUCAGUUCCAGCAUCCGGCGAUAGUGAGAAGAGACUCUUCGCGUGUUGGUGAAGCUCCCUUUCCGCAGCAUGAGAUGACCAUCGAAACCUCAUAGCACACACAAUGGAACGAUCAAAGCCCCAGGCUUUCUUGACAAGCUACGCGCCGCGACUGCGCGCCUACAACAACUCUCUCCUCACGCCCGUUCUACCAAGCAGCGCGCCCGCCGGACCGGCUUCGAGAACCACAAAGCGAGGGACGACGAUCAUAAAUUAUGCUGAAGAUGGUUAUGAUGACCUGGAAGAUGAUAGCGACGAUCCUAGACGACGGCCGACAGGCUUGAGGAGCUUGCGAAAGGAGGACUCGGUCAGCAGACAAGACCUCGCCGACAAGAUUGGCAAAGACACCAAAGAGCCUGUCGAGGUGCAGGGCGUCUGGCGCGAUUGGAUCGCCAAACACAGGCUGCUGAGGAGCGACCAGCAGAAUGCCGUUCAAGCAACAUUGCCUCUCACCCUGAUUCCGAUUCGAAUCGAUGUGGAUGUUCCCGCAUUCAUCCCACCAGCUCCAUAUCCCAUGCCGCAUAAUUCAAGUACAGUGGACACCUCACUUCCCCAGUAUCGUCAACAGGAGGCGACAGUGCCGUAUAAACUUCGGGACAUCUUUUGCUGGAAUCUGCACGAGACCCUUAUCUCUACCGAUCAGUUUGCCCAAACUCUAGUGCAGGACCUCGAUCUGCCAAACCGGCAGGUAGUCAUUGCUGAUAUCAGCAAGCAAAUCCGGACGCAACUUGAAGAAUACUCAGGCGUUGCCCUUCACCCACUAUUUCAUAGUGACCCGCAGGCCCUCUCUGUUCCACAGCCCACGACUGCUGCACUGACACCGCGGCCAAGCUUCGCGCUGAAGUCUCGGGAUGACUCUCCAGUCUCCGCCAUCCGAGGGGCCUCCCGGCCUGACACUCCGGCGCAGACAGGAGGCGCGGCCACUCCUUCGCAAUCCCAAGUUCCCGAUGUCACCGCAGAGGCGACGCCGAUUCUUCCUGAGUCUGACGACUACAACCCUGACGAUACCUAUCGAUGCAUCAUCAACUUGAACCUUAAUCUGGCAUCAAUGCUCUACACUGAUAAGUUUGAAUGGUCUCUAUUGCAUCCGCCCGGAACCGCUGAAGCGUUCGCCAAGGUCACUUGUACAGAUCUUGGGCUGACAGGAGAGUGGAUACCGGCAAUGACGCAUGCCAUCUACGAAGCGGUUCUGCGGCUGAAAAAGGAAGCCUGCGAGGCUGGCGGCCUCGUUGCUGGAUGGGGUGGAAUGCAGCAGGAAUUACCAAACGAUGCUGCCCAUGGCUCUGAAGCUGGCUGGAGGUACGACCCGGAGCACCUUGGCGAUGACUGGGAGCCGAAGGUAGAAUUCCUGAGCAAGGAAGAGAUUGAGAAGAGAGAAGGCGACCGAGAACGUGAAGUUCGUCGAUUACGCCGUGAGACGGCACGGUUCAGCUCUACAACAGGAAUGCUCGGAGGCACGCCCUUUGGUGCGCCGAUGGAAGUCGAGGAGGAGAGAAUGGGGCGAGGCGAACGGUCCAAAAAGAAGCGGCGUUUCCGAAGCCUGAGUCCGCUUGGCCGAGGUGGUACACCGGGAGGGCGAGGGACACCAGACGUUGGGGGAUACGGAGGUGGCGGAGCUUUGACAGACCAAGAGAGAUAUCAAUGGAGGUGCAUGCACUGCAGGAUAUGGGGCACAAGCGUCUGGGCUGUGAGGGAUGGACCAGCAGGUCCAAGAACACUAUGUGCCAACUGUGGUUAUCUCUACGAGCGUGACCAGAGACUGCCCCGUCAAAGUAAAAACAUCCAUAUAUCAGAUAUCCGUGGAUAGAAGUCCCACCAGUCCGGUUUUGACAAGGAGAAGACAUCUGGCUGCACUCGGCUUCUCCUGCAAACCACGCAUGAAAGCAGGAGAGCCGGGCAAAUGUCAUUCCAUGCUUUAGUUCUGAACAUCGAGGCAAUUGAACGGCAUCCACUUGUUCACGGGGAAUGGCGAAUAGUACUGGCAACACGUCACCCUGACAGCCAGUGAUGGUGGUGUUUGUUUUUGCGAGCAAUAGCUUUUCUGGAGGUGGAAAUUGGAAGGGAUGAUUAUACGGCGUCUCGGGAGGAUUUAGGGUUCCUCAUGUGGAUGAUACUUCCCCCCUAUCUUUGGAACGUUGGUAAUUGCGGGAAGGACAUGAGAUGCAGUAUUGCGAAAUACGCAUCCUUGUAGAUUAUAUUGAUGCCCGGUGGUUUACAAGGGGUGUUUGUGAUGCGUCCAUUGACACUCUAGCAUCUUGAAUUAUAGAUGGGUUGAGCUUAACUCAGAAUUAUGU